ACAGCAGCAUGAAGUCAGUGGCCGCCCUCCUCCUGGUGGGGAUGCUUCUCCUCUGGACAGAGCUGCCGACAGGCAGCUCCUGGUCCUGCCCACCGGUCCGAAUCACCUGCGCGAUGCUCAACCCACCCAACAGGUGCUUCUCCGACCGGCAGUGCCCGCGCUUCCACAAGUGCUGCCAGUCCUUCUGUGGCAGGAGAUGCUUUUCCCCCAGAUCUUCCAUCCCCAUCCACCGAGUGUGAGCUCCUGCUCCCAGGACAGACCAAGGGCCUUCUCAGCAUCCCUGUGACCCCCUGCCACCAGCCCACAGCUCUGCCAAGGCUUGCCCUUCCUGAUGCCAGCUCCAAGGGGGAUGGGGAAGGCUACCAGCCCACACCCCAAGACCACCUCUGCUCAAGGACCACCCUGCUGAGUGCUGCCUGCUCUCUCUCUCCCACCACUUCCCCUCUGCUGUUUUAAAAAAAUAAAAGAGCUUGUCCCAGG
Apus apus (common swift) is the source of this 480-nucleotide messenger RNA. RefSeq names its product elafin-like. Gene Ontology annotation, cellular component: extracellular region. Bases 9 to 239 code for a protein of 76 amino acids. Lineage: Eukaryota; Metazoa; Chordata; Aves; Apodiformes; Apodidae. Gene Ontology annotation, molecular function: peptidase inhibitor activity. The record is from RefSeq and is a predicted model, not a curated record. The transcript is spliced from 3 exons.